GUGUUGAAUCUGAUGCGGAAGGGAAGUUUCUACUUCAUAUCAAUUACCAAAGAGUUGUAAGUUGGUCGGCGGAAAACCCGGCAGUUCGUAAUCCGCUCUCGUGCCGCAUUGACCAAGUCGACUGAUUUUGAAAUAAUUUUCCAAUUUUUUCUAAUGCAGUGCUUUCAUUAAAAAAAAAAAAAUAGUCUACACCUCUAAUUUUACAAAAUUUAAUAAUUUUGUAAUUAUUAUCUUUUAUUAUAUUGGAAACGUGAUCUAUAAAAAAGAAUUCAGAGGAUUAAGAGAGUUAAACGAAUUUCAGUAACUCUGCAGAUUUAAGGAUUUUAGAAAAGUCAAGGAAUUCAUAGAAAUCCGAUUAUUAAAGAAAUUCUGGAUAUUUGAAGAAAUUCAAUGAUUUCAGGAAAAUCAGCAAUUUUCAGAUGUUUGAACAAUUCCAUUAUUUUUGCUGGAACUAAUUAAAAAAAUAUCCAAAUAGAAAUGGAGUUUUUUACUCGCUUUUUCAUGAUUUUGCUAAAAAUUAUAUCAAAAAUAUUGCAACCUAUUUAUUGGCAUCUGAAUCGUGAACAGCCACCAGAUCUUCCACCACUAAAAAAUCCACUUUUUUUCCUAAGUGCUACAGAAUUAGCAAAGAAAAUAAGAAACAGAGAGAUUUCCAGCGAGGCAGUUGUAGAAGCUUUUAUUGAACGAAUAAAAGCAGUAAAUCCACAAUUAAAUGCUGUCAUUGAAAAUCGAUUCGAAGCAGCUAUUAGAGAUGCAAGAGCUUGUGACAAAAAGUUGGAGGCUGGAGAGGUCAGUAUCUCAACAUUAGAAGUGGAGCAACCGCUUUAUGGUAUUCCAUUCACCGUUAAAGAAGCUUGUGGACUAAAAGGUAAAAUAAAAAAAUUAAUCAAAGAAAAAAUAGCGUGCUUGAGGAGAGGACGAGUGAAUAUUCGCUCGCACCCUGUUAGUAAAGUGGCUAUGUUUCCAGUGUUUCUUUGCGACGUUGGUGCUAUAAUUGGUGCAGGCGCAUCGCUAAUUGGAAUUGGUUCAGAUAUAGCCGGUUCCAUAAGGGUACCAGCUCUCUUUAAUGGAAUAUUUGGUCAUAAGCCCUCGCCUGGUAUAAUCCCUAUUAAAGGACAUUUCCCACUAUCAACUUCCCCUACGUUUCAAAAAUAUUUGGUCUUGGGACCUAUGACUAGAUACGCUGAGGAUCUUAUUUUAGCCAUGAAAAUUAUGACUAAAAAUUGUAAAGAGAAUUUACGGUUGGAUGAGCCCGUGGAUUUUAGAAACUUAAAUGUAUAUCAUAUAGAAGAAUUCACGAGAAGCAUUGGGGACCAGCCAGUAACCGGUGAUAUUAAAAAUAGUAUUAAAAAGGCUUCUCAAUUUUUUCAAAAAAGAGGUGCUACUGUCGGGCAGGCAAAGUUUGACAACCUAGAUAUUAUUUUCGAAAUAGUGAUAUCAAUGUUUUUCUGCAUGGACGAUAUGCCCAAAAUUUUGUUGAACCCAAGUGAUCCAAAACAUGAAGUAAAUCCAUGGGCCGAAAUAGCAAAAGCUCUCUUUGGAUUAUCCAAUUAUACCAAAAAUACAAUUAUGAUGAAACUCUUGCAGGAUACUAACGGAUUUGUCCCUGAUUCAAAAACGCGUUACUAUGCAAAAAAAAAUGAAGAAUUGAAAAUCGCAAUGGAGAAUAUGCUUGGAACUAGCGGCGUUUUAUUAGUUCCAUCAUUUACAAGCCCAGCUAUUGUACAUAAUAAAUCGUUUCUGAAUUUCACGGCAGCAAGUUACUGUUUGAUAUUUAAUAUUUUUGGAUUUCCGUCAACCCAAGUUCCUAUGGGAUUAAACAGUGAGGGUCUACCAAUCGGAUUUCAGGUGGUUGCUAAUCGAAAUCAAGACAGAUUAUGUUUGGCUGUUGCAAAGGAGCUAGAAAGAGGUUUUGGUGGAUGGGUUCCGCCAAGCUAACUUCCACCAAUUUUAUAUAUUUUUAUAUUUUCUUUUUUCAGAAUUCAAAUAAAAUGUAUACCAAAGUAAA
Molecule: messenger RNA, 2008 nt
Organism: Belonocnema kinseyi
Lineage: Eukaryota; Metazoa; Arthropoda; Insecta; Hymenoptera; Cynipidae
Product: fatty-acid amide hydrolase 2-B-like
Exons: 10
Coding region: 478-1938 (486 amino acids)
Source: RefSeq, a predicted model, not a curated record